AAAACAUUUGAUUCAUUCUGGGUUUUUCUUUGUUAAAUUUCUUCCCCUCUUCUGCAACUUCCCGUUUCUCUGAAUCCCUUUCUGUUGAUCAUCUGUCUUUGAACAACAAUAUGAUUUCUGGGUUCGUUUUCAAUAGUUUCAAAAGCCAGGUGUUUUCAGAAUCGAGAUCAAGUUCUUGUUUUUUCUUCAAUAUUUUGUCUUCCCAAUAUUAAAUUUUAGUUUUACUUUUUGGUUCUGUAGAUGCAAUCAACUUAAAGGGCGAAUUUUGGUCCCUUGAAGUUUGAUCUUUUUGACUUGGAUUAAAGGGGUUUCAUAUUUUAAAGAACCUGCUUAAUUAAUCCAUUUUCUGGGUUUUCAAACCCGUUCUUAAGUAUUUAUCAAGAAACAUGUUGAUUUUAUUUUAAGUUUUUAAUAGUUUUAUCUUUUCUUUGUUUUUAUUUUAAGGUAUGACAGAUACAAUGGAUUUCUUUAAUAGCAGUAGUAGACCAUUUCAAUCAUGUUUCUAUGGUGGAGAAUUGAUGGAAGCUGUUGAACCUUUUAUGAAAUCUGCUUCUUCUUCUUCUUCUUCCCCUUCCCCUUCUUCAUCCUCUUUAUUUUACCCGCCAUUUUCAGUUCUCCAAGAGCCGGUCCUACCCGGUCCGACAAUUCCCCAGAUCCCGGCUCAGUUCAAUUUCCAAACCAUCCAACCUAGCUACCUUAAUCAAAAUCCUCAACCCACCAACCAUAUGGCUAGGUUUAUUAGCCCCAAACCGAUUCCGAUGAAACAGAUGGGUUCACCACCAAAACCGACCAAGCUUUACCGAGGUGUUAGGCAGCGUCACUGGGGGAAAUGGGUCGCCGAGAUCCGGCUACCAAAGAACCGGACCCGUCUCUGGUUAGGCACUUUCGAAACGGCCGAGGAAGCAGCGUUGGCUUACGACAAAGCUGCCUAUAAACUAAGAGGUGACUCGGCGAGACUCAACUUCCCUAAACUUCGCCACCACGGUUUUCACAUUGGUGGCGCUUUUGGUGACUACAAGCCUUUGCAGUCCUCCGUCGACGCUAAGCUUGAAGCCUUUUGUGAAAGCUUGGAACAAGACCGAAAGCAAGGGAAAAAGAAGAAAUCGUCAAAGGAAACGGCUGAGAACAAAAGCAAGGAUCAAGAAAAGACAGUGAAGUUGGAGGACUCGUCUUCUUAUUUGUCUCCGGUUCCGUCGGACAAUGAGGAGUCAUCAGAAUCUUCACCUUUAUCGGAUCUUUUGUUCUCGGAGUUCAACGAACAGUUGUGGCCUGAAAUUGGUUCUUCUUCGGAAAUGUUUAUGUUGUCCAAAUUUCCUUCGUAUGAGAUAGAUUGGGAUUCUAUUUUAAAACCAUAAUUUCUUUUCUUUUUUGUAAUUGUAUUUGUGUAAGCUUACUGCAAUGGAGUUUUUGACAGUUGCAGUGGCGGGUUAGGGUUCUUAGUAUGAUCUCCAUGGUGAUCAGCUCGUUUUUUUAGCGCUGAACCAAGGGAGAAAUUUGUUAGUUUCAAUGUUCAUAGUUAUUGUAAUUGAAUCUAUCAACGUUAUUUAUUA
Messenger RNA from Hibiscus syriacus, 1550 nucleotides. RefSeq names its product ethylene-responsive transcription factor RAP2-4-like. Gene Ontology annotation, biological process: regulation of DNA-templated transcription. NCBI's taxonomy places the organism in Eukaryota, Viridiplantae, Streptophyta, Magnoliopsida, Malvales, Malvaceae. Bases 447 to 1355 code for a protein of 302 amino acids. The record is from RefSeq and is a predicted model, not a curated record. Gene Ontology annotation, molecular function: DNA binding; DNA-binding transcription factor activity. The transcript has a single exon.